ACUUCCAGCGCCUGAGGUACUCAUACGGUGUAGUGAGUGGAAGACGAAGAGUAGCUUCGGAGCUUUUUCUCUUAGAAAAGUAUGGAGAUUUAGUGCUGAGGGCUUUAGUCGUGGAUUCUUCUGACUUCGCGCACUUUUGUGGAUAUUUUUGUUGGUGAUUUUCCUCGUAAAAAUGUUGGACAAACGCGGAGUUGAUUCGCGCCGAGACUCGAAAGAAGAGCUGAGGGGAAAACCUGUUCCAGGUAAAGAGUGCUUUGAGAAGCAGUAUAAAUUAGGACCCCUCCUGGGAAGCGGUGGAUUCGGCUCGGUUUUCUCCGGACAGCGGAUCUCCGACGGAUUACAGGUGGCUAUUAAACAGGUGUGCCAUGACCGAGUGCAGCAGUGGGCAUCACUGCCCGGUGAAUCGAACCCAAUCCCGAUGGAAGUGGCGCUGCUGCUGCGGCUCGGGGGUUCGGCCCACCCCGGGAUCAUCCGCAUGCUCGACUGGUUCGAGGUGCCCGGUCAGGGGUUCUUUAUCGUGUUCGAGAAACCCCAGCCGUGCCAGGACCUGUUCGACUUAAUCACCGAUCGCGGCGCCAUGGAGGAAUCGAUCGCACGAAGGUUCUUGAAGCAGGUGAUUCAAGCGGUUCAGUUCUGCCACUCCAAGGGGGUCGUCCAUCGAGACAUCAAAGACGAGAACAUCCUCGUGGACACCCGUACCGGAGAUGUCAAGAUCAUCGACUUUGGAUCGGGAGCUCUGCUGAAGGACACGGCUUACACGGAUUUCGAAGGAACCAGAGUUUACAGCCCACCCGAGUGGAUCCUGCAUCAGCGCUACGAAGCGCUUCCACUCACUGUCUGGUCUCUGGGGGUCCUUCUUUUCGACAUGGUGUGUGGAGACAUUCCUUUUGAAAGAGACCAAGACAUCGUCCGGGCCACGCCCAGUUUCACCAAACGCAUCUCUAAUGAAUGCCAGUCUCUGAUUCGCUGGUGCCUCUCAUACCGCCCUGAAGAGCGUCCCAGCUUAGAGCAGAUCAUGGUCCAUCCCUGGAUGAUGGAGAGCAGUCUGGAAGACCUCGCGGACCUCCAGGACGACAGCAACAUCACGCUGAGCCUGUAAUCUCUCAAACACUGAUCCGAUUCGAGACGUCUGUCUGAUUAUACACUGGAUUACGUUGGAAAAGUUCUCCGGCAUCGCGUCGUCCUGUCUACACACUGGCGGUGCUUCAAUCGGCUUAUUUAUUUUCCUAUUUAUUAACUCAGACGCAUCGUGCGUAUUUAUGUUCCCCGGAUUCAACGUUCCAGGACUUUUCUUUUCUUUUGAAGGACUUCUGGAUAUUAAUGACUCAGAAAAUGCCUGGUUCUACAGGCCCCAUGUGUAUAAUAUUAUUAUUCUGAUUAUUAUUCCCUCGUUUUAUGGGGAGGACGGCCUUCGUGUCGAAGUCAUGCUGAGGACGUGACUGUUUUUAAACCAGGAAACUUUCCUGCAAAAUCCUGUUUGGGUUUGAGGAAAAAAAAAAAAAACACCACCGUUUCCAACAAUUCCUUCUGGGAAUUCUUGUUUUGUUUGUUUGUUUUUUUUUGUUUUUUUUUCACCAGCGUGCCUUUUUUUUACUUUCGAUAUCUGAGUGUCAUCCGGUGCUUCAUAGUCACAACAACGUCUAAAGAAUGUAAGCAGCCAGACAAAUGGUGCUGAAAUGGUCAUGUGACCUGUUUCACGUGUUCCUGAUUGUGUGUUUGUUUACUUUGAAAGAAAAAAAAAAGUCAUUCUUGGUAAAGCCAAAGAGAUCGAAUAGCACUAUUUUUUUAUUUAUUUUUUAUUAUUUUUGAAUAAAGUAAAUUGGGACCUUUUUCCAAGGCAAAUAACUGAAUGUAUUAAUUUUUGACUUUUUUGUUUGUUUUGAUAAUUUAUAUAUAUUUUCCUGGAUGUAAAGUGAAAUGGUGUGUUUUAUUGAACGUUAAAAUCCUUGCUGGUUUGUUCAGGUUUUGCACAGAUUUUUGUCUGUAAAUACUUGUGUAUUGACAUUUUUGAAAUGUUGUGCCAAAAGUCACAUGACCUUUUAUUUAAAGUUAAAUUAAAAAUAUAUAUAUAUUU
Silurus meridionalis is the source of this 2074-nucleotide messenger RNA. RefSeq names its product Pim-2 proto-oncogene, serine/threonine kinase (gene pim2). The record is from RefSeq and is a predicted model, not a curated record. The coding region runs from base 173 to 1099 and encodes 308 amino acids. NCBI's taxonomy places the organism in Eukaryota, Metazoa, Chordata, Actinopteri, Siluriformes, Siluridae. Gene Ontology annotation, cellular component: cytoplasm. The transcript is spliced from 7 exons. Gene Ontology annotation, biological process: negative regulation of apoptotic process; regulation of mitotic cell cycle; protein autophosphorylation. Gene Ontology annotation, molecular function: protein serine/threonine kinase activity; ATP binding.